Messenger RNA from Frankliniella occidentalis (western flower thrips), 985 nucleotides. RefSeq names its product 60S ribosomal protein L7a (gene RpL7A). Lineage: Eukaryota; Metazoa; Arthropoda; Insecta; Thysanoptera; Thripidae. Gene Ontology annotation, cellular component: ribonucleoprotein complex. Gene Ontology annotation, biological process: ribosome biogenesis. The record is from RefSeq and is a predicted model, not a curated record. The transcript is spliced from 5 exons. Bases 151 to 957 code for a protein of 268 amino acids.
AGGGCUUCAAAUCUCAAAGCCAGAUGUUCUUAAACUUCCGGUAAAGUGGGAAUCCACGCGGCUCUUCCGUCUUUUAGUUUGUGUUGGCCGCAGCGGCUAGGCGUGCAAGGGGCAUUUAUCUGUGUAAAUCGUACACAUAAAUUAAUCAAAAUGGUCCAGAAGAAGCCCAAGAAGAAGAUCGGUAAGAAGGUUGCCGCCGCUCCUCUGGCUGUUAAGAAAACAGAGGUCAAGAAAGUUGUUAACCCUCUGUUUGAGAAGAGGCCCAAGAACUUCGGCAUUGGUCAGGAUAUCCAGCCUACCCGCGAUUUGAGCCGUUUCGUGAAAUGGCCGAAGUACAUCCGUAUCCAGCGUCAGAAGGCUGUUCUUCAGAAGCGUCUGAAGGUCCCUCCCCCAAUAAACCAGUUCUCUCAGACCCUUGACAAGCAAACAGCUGUUCAACUGUUCAAGCUCUUGGACAAGUACAGACCUGAAACUCCUGAGGCUAAGAAGGCUCGUCUCCGUGCUCGUGCCGAAAAGAAGGCUGCCACCAAGCAGGAUGCCCCCACCAAGAGGCCAAACACAGUCCGUGCUGGUGUCAACACUGUUGUCAAGCUAGUUGAACAAAAGAAGGCUCAGCUUGUUGUCAUCGCUCAUGAUGUUGAGCCCCUUGAAGUUGUCCUGUUCCUGCCCGCCCUUUGCCGCAAGAUGGGUGUUCCAUACUGCAUUGUCAAGGGCAAGGCUCGUCUGGGUGCCCUUGUCAGGCGCAAGACCUGCACAUCCCUCGCCCUCACUCAGGUUGACUCUGGUGACAGAUCACAGUUCGUGAAGUUGGUGGAGUCCAUCAAAACUAACUUCAAUGACCGUGCUGAUGAGAUCAGAAGACACUGGGGCGGUGGGGCCCUUGGCUCAAAGUCUGCAGCUAGGAUUGCAAAAUUGGAGAAGGCCAAAGCUCGUGAAUUAGCCCAGAAACAAGGCUAAUUUUUACAAUAAAAUUAUCUUUGUUCAA